UUGCUCGAUUUCAGUGUGAAGCGAGAAAAGUGAGUGAAUGUCUCGCUCGUAAAUACUGCCUCUGCCAGGUCUGGUAUGUUGCCAUAGCUACGCUAGUAGUUUCUUGUAAACGGGUUUGGUUUAGUCUCGUUUUAAAAAGUUGAAUACGUGGUGUAGAUAUAAUUCCACUUAUGGAAAAUUGAAUUAAAUUAAAUGAUAUCGUUUAGAUAGUUUAAUUUUGACAAUAGACACAAUCAGUCAGUCGCAGUUAGUGCGUGUAACUUUGAGUGCAAACUUAACAUACCAGGCGAGUUGUGGAGUACAUCAUCGACAGAGCAGAGCAGAGCAAAGCAGAAGAGAAUGGCGGCUGCGGAAUUAUUUUGCGAUCUGAUUGCCAGUCACAGUGGACGCGAUAAGGUUAUGAAAGUGUUGUGUUACACUGCUAAAGUACUAUCCACUCCCAAUUCAACAAUUAAAACGGAGAAUGCCAAGAAAUUCUACAUCUUCAGCUCGAGAGUAUCGCAAGCUAGGGCGACUCUGCGUCUCAUCGAUGACUUGCCUGCCAUCCUCUAUGCCCUCAAAUACGGAUUGGGCCGACAGGAGAAAACUCGAUUCGACGCAGUUCUCGGUGUGCUGACUAAUAUCGUUGACAUUUUAUUUUUUCCCGUCGACAAGAUUUGCUGGCUGUCAGAUCAUAACAUUUUGCAGUUGGACAAAGAGAAGAAGAGCAAAUGGGACGUCAUCAAUUCGGUGUUCUGGAGUUUGUCGGUGUUCCUGAACCUGUCAAGAGUAUUGCGUGACUAUCAUGACAAGCACAUUGUUACUCCUCGUCUCAUAUUAGACGAUGGUGGUGAGAAGACAUCGAUAUCAUCCAAGGACCAGUAUGAACAACAACGUGUCAUGGAUUCGAUUACUGUUGUGCGAAUGAGCUUGGAUUUGGUACACGCCGUCAGCUCUCUGCCUAAAGGCUGUCUGUGGGGAGGCGAAAUCAAGAGUUGGAAAGUGGGUGUCAUUGGCUCUCUGUCUGGGAUUUUGGGCAUUUAUCAGUAUGUUGUUAAAAUUAAGAAAUCCAAAAAGCAUUAAGUAUUUUUCCUUUGUUUAUUGUUAUAGUGUCAUUUUAUUUUAAUAAAUUUAAUAAAAAAAGAAACAAAUCAA
This is a messenger RNA of Eupeodes corollae, 1134 nucleotides long. RefSeq names its product peroxisomal membrane protein 11C (gene Pex11c). The transcript has a single exon. The coding region runs from base 340 to 1062 and encodes 240 amino acids. Gene Ontology annotation, biological process: peroxisome fission. Gene Ontology annotation, cellular component: peroxisomal membrane. Lineage: Eukaryota; Metazoa; Arthropoda; Insecta; Diptera; Syrphidae. The record is from RefSeq and is a predicted model, not a curated record.